GUGUCUCCGUUCAAAAUUCCGUGCCGAGGAAAAAGUUUUAUUGUCCACGGUGUAACAGUGGUUACACCAGACUCUCCGACAUGAAAACCCAUUGCCAUUUCCAGUGCGGUAAAGAGCCCCGUUACCAGUGCCCGUAUUGCACCAAGAAGGCGAAAUUCUCCUCGAACAUGUACGUCCACGUGCGACGCAUGCACAAGGACGAGAAGUUGCAGAUUAUCGACUUGUAUAAACAAUUGUCCAGGGUUUCAAACAAUUUGCCACGUCAAGAAUGUUAUUGAGCGCGGGACACCGUGGCAGGCUUUACAGAAGUUUCAUACCGAACAGUACGAGGUAUCCUUGCGCCAAUUGCACGAGCGUAUUCGGCCAGAAACGAAGCCUCCUCACGCACUUGAGAUACGAGUGCGGCCAACCGCCUCGCUUCAAAUGCCCUUACUGUGAUCUGAUCUCGAAGAAGACGUCCAACAUACAGAAGCAUAUACGCCGAAAACACGAGGGGAACGCGGUCUACGUUCAGGAUAUUUAUCUACUACCAAAUCUGACCGUUUGAACCACGCAUUCGUCGUCUCGUUUUAUUCACGAACUUCUUCCUUUUUUUUUUCUUUCUUUCUUUCUUUCUUCGAAAU
Apis dorsata (giant honeybee) is the source of this 623-nucleotide messenger RNA. RefSeq names its product zinc finger X-chromosomal protein-like. The transcript is spliced from 2 exons. NCBI's taxonomy places the organism in Eukaryota, Metazoa, Arthropoda, Insecta, Hymenoptera, Apidae. The record is from RefSeq and is a predicted model, not a curated record. The coding region runs from base 269 to 547 and encodes 92 amino acids.